CCCAUACCAUCCCCGCUAAGUUAUAGCUCGGGCCCGUACCCGCAGACUGGUCUCUGCUCCUCACGCUCUUUACGCCCCUCUCAGCGAUGUCCAGCAGCCCCCGUCCGUCGACCAGCUCCGCUUCUUCCGGGCGUAGUUCGCCCGUGCACGGCUUCGAUUCUUCCGCGGCCCUAAUCCUCGUCCCGGACACCGAAGACUCCGCAGCGAACACACCGUUCAGUAUCUCCAGCGACGACGAGUACGACUCCGACGACGACAGCGGCGUCGGGGGCACCGCCGAUCGCCUCCAGGCCUCCGCCUUCCCGCCCCUGUCCUCCGUCUCUGUCUUCCUCUACCUCCUGUCGCCCUUCCUCAAGCUCGGAGCGCUCCUGCUACCGAAUGCAGACCUCCCGCUGAAGGUUGCGAUACCGGCGCUGCUGUUCUUUGCCGGUUUGGCGGCGUUCACGCGCCAGAUAUGGUACAUGCUUGCGAGAUACAUCCGGCGGGCAGACCUCGAGGAGAUCAUGCUCGAGACUUUUGCGCGGGAUCGGAGGAAGGAGGGGCGGAGGUGGGCUCUCAGGCAGGUCGUCCGCCUGGCGUCGGGCGUGUUCCGAGUCUUGUUGGCUGCGGUGUAUGUGCGAGCAUCAGUGGAUGUCCUAUUGCCAUUCCUACCGGACAAGCUCGCUCUACCAUCAGAUAUCAUGGUGACUAUUGUGGUCGCCAUCAUGCUCGCUCCGCUAUAUUUCGCGCAGUCACUUGGUGUCGCUCGCGUUAUAUAUGCUACCUGGGCAUCCGUAGCCGCCUACGUCGCAUGGUUUAUAUGCACGGCAUAUUCCCAUUCGCAGGGCAUGCUGGCUGAACGCGGCGUCCCUGCAUCGACAGGCACGCUGUGGCAAGGCGUAUCUAUGAUCGCGUUCGCCUUCACUACCACCUCUACCAGUCCGCUGUAUACUGCCCUUCGUGGCACGACGCAGCCAAUGAGCCCACGCCCCCGGCGAUCUCAGUCAUUCAAACUACUCUCCGCAUUGUCCGUAGGGAUCGCGGUGCUGUGUGUAUUACCACUUGUGUUUUUCCAGUCGACUGAUUUGCCAGCGUCGCAGGAGAGACCCAUUCAACCCCCGGAUGCGCUAGCCACGACGCCCGAAAAUGUCCUCGCUGCACGAGCGCUGUUCGAGACAGCCGCUCUCAUGCUCUCUGUACCAUCCGUCCUCAUCCCAACUCCCGCUCUGCCCAUCCCCUCUUCCAUCCGCCGUGCCAUCCGCGUCCCCUUCUCUCGAGUCCUCCUAUACGUCGCUGCGAUCGGCCUAUCGCUGGUCCCGUCACCUCUUGCGCGAGCCCUCAGCGACGCCGUCUGGAUGCUCGCUUUCCUGAGCACGUACAUGCUUCCGGCGCUUCUCCACAUCAUCCUGCACAACCUCCGCAGCCCGCUCUCAAUCAUCAUCCCGCCGAGCACGCCCGUUACGGCGAUGUCGAGCCCUGGCAUGCCGAGCGCGCGGUCGGACGUGAGCGACUCACGGAACGACGAGCUCCUGCAGAGAAAGGAGCGCACCCUGCAGCGGAGGCGGCUUGGGCGGAGGUUGGUCUGGGACUUUGGCGUGUGGAUGUUGUUGGUGCCUGUCGGUGGAGGCGGGACGGUGUGGGCUGCUGGGAGGCUCGCGAACAAGUGGUAGGCCGAGGAGUGUAUGGAAACAAGCAAAUGAAUGUCGUCUUGGAUAGUAGUUGCGUCUAGAACGUGCUCUAUCUUGGCUUAGGGUUUACGGUGUCGUUUGUUGUAUGAUAAGUGUGUACCUACAUAUCUCUGUCUUCUUACCGUUGUAACUACAAAGAAGUAAAAUCUAGGCUCGCUACAC
Molecule: messenger RNA, 1829 nt
Organism: Fomitopsis serialis
Lineage: Eukaryota; Fungi; Basidiomycota; Agaricomycetes; Polyporales; Fomitopsidaceae
Exons: 4
Coding region: 87-1649 (520 amino acids)
Source: RefSeq, a predicted model, not a curated record